GCCUUAGUCCGCUCCGUUGUGAGAUCCAGGGAUGCCCCGUCAGACCGAGGACCUUCCCCACAGUCCUGCCUCCUCAACUGGGCACCACUUUGCUGCCAGUCUCUAAUCCCCUGGAGCCUCUGGAGCUUCUGAAUCCUCAAACCCAAGGCAGAGGUUCCCAUGAGGCCCCCCAGGAGAACUCAGCGUGACACCUCUGUAUGGGGCCUCCAGCAUAUGAAGUAGUUGACAUGGAGAAUGAAGACGGAACCUGUCUGCUUGAUGUUUUGUGUGAUCCCCAAGCCUUAAAUAACUUCCUUCAUGGAACAAACGAGCUGCAGAAUGAUGACCUGCUCAUUACCUGUUCCUCCGGAGAGCCCUCCUCCCUCUUCACUGACACCCCGAGCCCAAUGUCUCUGUUGGCAGAUGACAUUACCCCCCCUGCAGAAUGCGUUGACCUGUCCUUCCUGGAAGAGGCUCUACUGGGGGGGUCCCCCGAGGGAGGUGGGGAGAGAAGAGGGGAGGGAGAGGAAGUGCAGGAGGAAGAGGAAGUACCGCCCUGUGACAUUCUCCAGCAGAGUCUUCAGGAGGCUGACAUCACAGAGCACACUAUGGCUCAGGAGGCGGGGCUCAUCCAAACAGGGCCUGGGGAGGGCCACACCCUGUCUCUCUACACACCUGGCCCCCCACUCCUCCUCCCUCCUGCUGCCGUGCCGUUCCUCUCCAAAACCCUAGCCUUCCCUCACCCCCACCCUGGCCCCCCCACCCUGCAACACAGGGACACCCAGGCUGCGGUGGAGCCUCCCCAACCAUCCCUGCUGGCCGUGGGACCAGGCUGCCCCUCCCUGAAGCCUGCUGCUCCCCAGCUGAUGGGCCUCCUCCCUGGGAACAUCUUCCCUGCACCCCCGCCAGAGACUUCCUUCUCCCUGACCCCUGCACAGGCCUCCAACACCUCCUUUUCCCUCAUCCAGAAGGCAGUUCCUAGCCUGACAGGGCGCCCCCUACUGGCCCCAACCCUCAGAGCGGCUGCAGCCCCCGGGAUCUUUCUCCAGAGAGGACCCCUGCCCAUCCAGCCCAAGCUGCCUAUCAGCAUCCAACCCCGACUUGUACAGAUCAGCCCUAAGCCUCCUGGCCCUGGUGGGCCUGGUCAGAAACCCUCUCCAGGUCUCACCUUCCUCCCUGGGACGCCCUCGUCAAACAUCCUCCUGUCCCCCCCUCCUCCCCAUCCCAAGCCUGCCCAACACCUCACCAAGCCCCAUCCCAAGCCUGCCCAACACCUCACCAAGCCCCAUCCCCAGCCUGCCCAACACCUCACUGCCUCCCACCUCACCAAGCCCCAGCCCGUCAGCCUGCAACUGGUCAACCAGGGAGGAGGCUCCUUCCUGAUCCAGCCUCAAGGUCUCUUCCAUGGCCAGAAUCAGUUCCUUCUGCCUGGCCAAUCCCCUCUCCCUGGCCAAUCACCUGUCACCCUGUCCCAGCUCCCUGGCGGUUCCGCGCGGCCCCUGUUCACCUCUGGCCACCAGGGAGCAACAGUCCAGUCUGUCCAGGGUAUGACACCCUCCAUGGGCCACCACCUGGUAGAUGGCUCCCAGAUCCUGACGGCCGUGCCCCACCACAGACAGCUCAACUUCAGCCCCCACACAGUCUUCAGCACCACCUCAACAGGCCAGCUCUCCCUCCGCCAGGGAACCCUGCUCUCUGGCUCCCUGCAGCUACAGUCAGGGUCGCCGACUGUCUUCCAGAUGCCAGCCCAGUUGGCGGGUGCCUACAAUCCCCAGGGAUCCCAGGGGCAGGGGGGUCCAGGCCAGCAUGCCACCCUGCUCCACAGCCCUGCUCUAGGGAGCCACAUCACCCUGAUGCACUCUGGGAUGCAGCUCACCUCAACCCACCCAGACAGUCACAUGACCUCGAUUUCCAUCCUCAACACCACCCCUCCUGCUGUAGUACAGGGCCUGCCCUUCACCCCCCAGACCUCCAGACCCCUAGGGGGCGUUACAGAUGGACAGAUCAGUGUUCAGCAGGCGUCUGUAGUGUUGCUGCCUGACAGAGCUGGCCAUGAGGAGAGGAGGGAGCAAGCGGCGUCCCCACACCUGCCUCAGUCGACAAGGCACCUUUUCCAGCAGCAUUCCUCUCUCCAACCCUCCACCGCCAGUCUCCAGUCCACUUCUCCCCCUGUAAUGGCCCUCCUACAGACCCCGCUGGAGGCCCCACAGGCCCUGGACCCACCUGUUGGGACGUUACCCAAACACCUGCUGGACCCAGUUGGGACGUUACCCAAACACUUGCGGGACCAGACGGAGACAGGGACAAAACCAAGGGUGGAGAAGGUUCACAGCCCCACCCAGGCCUUCAUCCAUCAUCUGCAACAGCAAGCACUUACCCCUCCCAAUCCCUCCCCAUCACCUGAGGUCCUGGCUGGGACUGUGUCAGUGGAGGAUCACACUGUCUCCGCUGUGGCCAGUGAGAUGGAGGAGGCCCCUCCACCCAUCCAGCCAGCAGUUCUAGGACAUGCAGGAGCCCAGUCUGCGAUGCCCCUCAGCCCUUGUGUGUUGGUGGCCUAUCCAGCUUCACUACACCCAGAGACAAAGGAGACUACUCUGCUAUGCCACUCUCCUACCCUGCUAUGCCACUCUCCUACUGGGCAGGGCUUAGUGAGCACACCCUUUACUAGGCAGGGCUUAGGGUCCACACCACAACAAGACAGUUUAUCUUCCCCACCUUGUGGGGCCACCUCCCUGGGACUGGCUGGGUCUGGAUCUGGGUCUGGAAGUGCCGUCCCUCAAACCCAGGCUGCAGUGUUCAGAAGCCCCUCCCCUCUGCCUGUCAGCACCUCCCCCCAGCUCCAGACUGCAGUGUUCAGAAGCCCCUCCCCUCUGCCUGUCAGCACCUCCCCCAGCUCCAGACUGCAGUGUUCAGAAGCCCUCCCCUCUGCCUGUCAGCACCUCCCCCAGCUCCAGACUGCAGUGUUCAGAAGCCCCUCCCUCUGCCUGUCAGCACCUCCCCCAGCUCCAGACUGCAGUGUUCAGAAGCCCCUCCCCUCUGCCUGUCAGCACCUCCCCCCAGCUCCAGACUGCAGUGUUCAGAAGCCCCUCCCCUCUGCCUGUCAGCACCUCCCCCCAGCUCCAGACUGCAGUGUUCAGAAGCCCCUCCCCUCUGCCUCGCAGCCUGACCACCUCCUAGCGCAGCCUGACCACCUCCUAGCGCAGCCUGACCCCCUCCUAGCGCAGCCUGACCCCCUCCUAGUGCAGCCUGACCCCCUCCUAGUGACUCCCAGCUCCUAUGGAGAUCAGGCUAACCAGCAACACACAAAGCAAAGCAAACCACCAGCUGCCUUGGCCAUGGAUGUAGAGGGUAAAGCCUUUACUCUUGAUGUCCAUCCACCUUCUCCCAGACCCCAGUGGCCACCAGGCCCCCACACAGUCCAGGGGCCCAACACAGUUCGGUGGCUCCACACUGUCCAGGAGCCCCAGUACGACCAGGGGCCCCAAUCCCAUAGAGAGCAGGACCAGUGGCUCAGAGCAGUUCAGACAGCCCAACAGUCAAAGACAAAGGUGGCCGGUCCUGUGGCGAAGGAGAGAGAGCAGAGACUGACUGAAACGAUGUGCAGGUGAGAAGCAGGACACCAGCAGCUGUGUCAGGACCAGAGACCGGUCCAGAGCCCUUACAUCUGUUCUCCCUUCUCCUCAUUGGGGGAGGCGGUGACACACCUGCUACCAUACCACACCUGUGCCGGACACCUGCCUAGUCAGGACGACUUCAACUUAGUGGACAAGCAGUUUGACACUGUGUCAGGGUUCCUACUGAAACGCACCAAGGACAUGCUCAACAAAUACAGACAGCUACUGCUCGGGGAGGCACUGCAGGUGAUGCCGUCGGCAGAGAUGGUGAUGCUGGAUCGUCUGUUCCUCCAAUCAGAGAGGUUUUCCCUGGGUGAGGACCGACACAGGGCCCGUAGAGACCCAGAGUCCUUCCUGAUGACCCUGCAUGCAUCUGAGUCCUCCAGCUCCGCGUUAUCCCGUGUGGGGCUGGAUCGGUCUGGCAGCCUCCCCUCCCCCCCAGCUUGGACCAGACUCUCCGAACGACCCCCGGGACUCAGGACCUACCACUCCACCAGCCGCGGAGGCCUUAGGCUCACCAUCAAACACAAGGCUGGAUCCAGGAUGGUGGUUCACAACUCAGCCUGUGACACCGUGCACGAUACUGCCCCCUCUGGUCACAAGCGGUACUACACCGGCCAACUGAUCAAUGGGAGUGUUGAUCUGACUGAGCAGGGCUCCUCCCAUAGGACCUCCUGCCAUCCAAUCGAUGAGGAGAUGUCGAACGGAGCCCUGCCCUCCAAAGUAGUAGAGGACAUCCCACAUGGUCACCAUAGUGACAGCAGGGAAUCUGUUGCACAGAUUCAGACAGCAGCACUGGGUUCACAAAAUAUAAGUUCCCCAAACUCCCUUACUAUGCCGAGCUUAGACCCACAACAGACUGCCUGUCUAGAGCCUCCCCCUUCAGACCCUGGAGAGAUGAGUACCCCCAAACUGAAACGCUUCAGGCCCACGCUUCCGGACCUCCCAUUCCAGGCGGACAGGCACAGCGACAGGCCCCUGCCUUUUCCACAGACCAGCUACAGGCCCCCGCCUUUUCCACAGACCAGCUACAGGCCCCCGCCUUUUCCACAGACCAGCUAUAGACCCCAGCCUCUUCCCCAGACCAGCUAUAGGCCCCAGCCUCUUUCCCAGACCAGCUAUAGGACCCAGUCUCUUUCCCAGACCAGCGACAGGCCUCAGUCUCUUUCCCAGACCAGCUAUAGGCCCCAGCCUUUCCCCCAGACCAGAGACAGACACCAGCCUCUUUCCCAAACUAGCUACAGGCCCCAGUCUCUUUCCCAGACCAGCAACAGACCCCAGUCUCUAUCCCAGACCAGCGACAGGCCUCAGUCUCUUUCCCAGACCAGCGACAUGCCCCAGCCUCUUCCCCAGGCCAGCUACAGACUCCAGCCUCUUCUCCAGACCAGCGACAGACCCCAGUCUCUUCCCCAGACCAGCGACAGGCCCCAGCCUCUUCCCCAGACCAGCGACAGACCCCAGUCUCUUUCCCAGACCAGCGACAGGCCCCAGCCUCUUCCCCAGGCCAGCUACAGACCCCAGCCUCUUCCCCAGACCAGCGACAGGCCCCAGCCUCUUCCCCAGGCCAGCGACAGGCCCCAGCCUCUUCCCCAGGCCAGCGACAGGCCCCAGCCUCUUCCCCAGACCAGCUACACGCCCGAGGCUAGUCCUAGCCCCCAACCCCCCCUGCCAGAGGACAACACCCUCAGUGAACACCUGCAGAGUGCCAUCGACAGCAUCCUGGAGCUGCAGCGCCUGCAGGGUCCUACGGCUGCAGCCCAGCCCCGGAUCCAGGGGGCGUGCCCGGUUGCAGGCCCCGCCUCCCUACUGGACCAGGCCAUCACUAGUAUCCUACAAGGAAACCUCUAGAGACUCCUGAGAUGAGGGACACCUGGAAGGAAGGGAGGGAUGAACGAGGGAUAAAGACUAGGCACAAAAAAAACAGGAAAUGCAGAGAAAUUUACACCAAGCAUUAUCUUCUAGAUACUUCAUUUGAUGUACAUGUGAGAUUAAAUCAAAUUCAGUAGGAGAUAUACCGUGUCAGUGGUAGUUUGAGGAUCACGACGCCAGGUGUAUCAUAUUUAUAAAUAACAGUGAGAAACAGAGACAGGAGAACAGCAUGGCUGAGAUUAUUCAUUUAAUACUUUGUUUUUUAAAAAAUAUGUUCUUCAAAUGUGAAUUAUUAUUUUUGCUUUAUAUUACUAAGACGAUUCCUAUAGUGGAUUAUUUCAAUAAUCUGUGCCAACUGUGUAAAAAUGUGAUUAUUGGGUUGAUUAAGAGCAGGAAGGUUGUCUUUAUGUGAAUCUCUGUGCCUGGGUGUCGGGGGUAGAUGGUGAGUUUGAGUGAGUCAGUGUUUUUAGGAACAUUGUGAAUGACCUGAUGAUUCUUUCUUCAACAUAACGGUUUAACCCCAAAGAAACGUAUUGUUAAUCUACGAACAAGACAGGGGGCGAAACAGGGAAGCACCUACCUGACUUUUGCCCAAUAGAAUCUCUUGUUGCAAAAAAAAAAAAAAAAAAAAAAACAUUUUUUGCUGCGGUGUGCACUAAUGAAUACACCCCUGAAUACACCAGCAAAUGGCAUCAUAUCCCAUACAUUCACAAGAGUCAAGAGUCACAGCGAAAAGAGAAAAGAUUUUGACGCAAGGUGUGAAAGAUACAGUCCUGCUUUUCGAGGAGAAAAAAAAUGGAUGUUCACACUGGAUUCUAACUGUGAUUUGAAUGUCUUUUAUUUAUUUUUUUUAUUUUUUUUGGGGG
This is a messenger RNA of Oncorhynchus nerka (sockeye salmon), 6328 nucleotides long. RefSeq names its product BRD4-interacting chromatin-remodeling complex-associated protein. Gene Ontology annotation, biological process: positive regulation of DNA-templated transcription. The record is from RefSeq and is a predicted model, not a curated record. Gene Ontology annotation, cellular component: SWI/SNF complex. The transcript is spliced from 18 exons. Lineage: Eukaryota; Metazoa; Chordata; Actinopteri; Salmoniformes; Salmonidae.